GUCGGGUUUAUUUCUAAAGAAAGUCUUAUUGGGUUUCUCUUCCGGUUUAUUGGGUUUCUGAAGAAAGUUUAGGGUUUAUAAGUCCAAUUUCUGAAUAUUCUGUUGUUUUCAGUUUGUCUGAUAUCUGAAAUCCCCGACGACAUGGCCAAAAAUAGAAACAAGAAGAAGCGAAGCGGCGUUUCUUCAAUGGACGUCAACGAAGGACCUGUUCCUGAUCUUCCUCAAGCAAUGGACACUUCAGAGACUGGAGGUCAAAAGCCUGAUUCUGCUACUGCAAAAUUACGAAGAAGGGACGACCGAUGAAGAGAUCGAAAAAUGUUCGGAAGAUGAAGGCCGUGGAAAAAGCUAUCGCUAAGAAUGAGAAGUACGCCGAGAAAAGCUCCAAGACCGAAAGCAAGAAAUCAAGAACUCAAUCAGCUAAACUUCUAUAUGACUGAAUGUGUUUAAAGAAUUUUAUUUGCCAAAUGAACUUGAAUUUGCUGUCAUUUAUAAUUUAGCUGCGCUUAGGUUCAUGUAUAAUAGUUACAAAUUUUGCAAUUACAACUGCUUGCACUGUCAUUCAUAGCUUAAAAGUAUUUGUUGAGGAUUGGGGUAUUCCAUUGCAAUAGAAGAAUGUUUUGAAACACAUAGUUUUAUCUGAGUUUGAGUUCGAUUUUUGAUUUUGUUGGUUGAAUUACUCUCAUUAGUUCUACAUAAACUUUACGUGGUUUUUAAAUUUCACAAACAGGAUUAUAAUGUCAUAUACAAUUUGUCAUGUCGUAUUUUCAUAGUGUAUAUGUCAUAUUUUCGUAACGUAUUUGCUUUGUAUAGAAAAGUUCAAAAAUUAGGUGCUGUGGAAAUAGGUGGCUGAAAAGGGGCUGAAGCAUCUUUUGCAUGUAACCGUCGAGGCCAACACCUGUUUGACGUAGGAAGAGGAAUCCGUGUCUCUUAAAAAGCUCCAAAACCACCAAAGCUUCGUGACGGCAGUUUCGCCUUGCUCUGCCACCCCUGUGGUUCUGCUUUUGUCGAAGGAAGGUUCUGUGAGACUUUUCAUCCUGAAGCCUCUGGUUGGAGAGAAUGUGAUUCUUGUAACAAGGGAAUUCAUUGCGGAUGUAUCAUGGCUGCUCAUUCAUAUGCAAUAUUGGACUUUGGUGGUGUGAAAUGUCUGGAGUGUUGCUUGAAUGAAGCUCUCGCGCUGCACAGAAACUCACCAACCUUCUCGAACCCCGAGGAGAUGCAGGCAUCGGACUCUCAUCCAAAGGCAUCGGAUGACACAGAGGAAACCGUGACUGGGGUUGAUCCAAUUGCAUCACCUGAUUCUGUUGCACUCAAUGCCUCACCUGAUAAGAUAGGCACUCCUACUCCCGGAGCAGUUCCUGCAGCAGAAACUGAAGGAGAGUCCUCCGUGAAUUCACCUGCUGGAACCAAAAAGUCCCGUAAGAAGAAGGGUCGCAAGAAUCGGAAGGAUGCCUCUAAACAACAUCAAAUCCAAGCGAGGUACUCGCCAAAGACCAGCCCAGAGGAGCUUAGGGAAAUAUGCAGACAGGCCAAAUCAAGUCUUAUCCCUUUGUUUGAGAAAAAAUUGACUGCUAGUGAUGUGGACACCAGGAAUGGGCGCCUUGUGUUACCAAAGAGAUGUGCAGAGGCUUAUUUCCCAAAGAUUUCGGGGCAACAAGGAAUCUUCCUUACUGUGCAAGAUACAAAAGGAAAUGACUGGGAAGUUUUCUACCGUUAUUGGUCAAAUACUAAUGGAAAGAUGUAUGUCCUUGAAGGCCUUAAGGAUUACAUGAUCAUGAUGGAAUGGGAAGCAGGUGAUACAGUUACAUUUUAUAAGAGAGAGGAAGAUGAAAAGCUGUUCAUGGGAUUCAAAAAAUAUCAGGCUCCCGAAUCUGCUCAGAAGAGCUCAACUUGAUGUCUGAAAGCGACUUUACCUUCAAAGGCCAGUAGUCUGAAUCUGGUGCUUUUCAUCGAAGGUGUUGGAAGUUCCUUUUUAUACAUGCUGUCAUCGGUCAGCGAACUAGGUAGGUUCAAGGACAUAUGAAAGAUACCUCGCUUCGUAAUAUGGACAAAAAGAGGGAGUAUCCUUGGCAUGUCAAACACUCGUACGUUUUUCCACUUUGAUGACAUAACAAGAAAAGCUGUUCGACUGGUUGACAAUUGUUGGGUUAGAUUUCAAUUCUGAUUCCUACCCCACACUGCAUUCUAUCUAUAUAGCCUGAAAAACUGAGGGGGAUGCAGUAGCUACCAAAGUAAACAUGUAAUGCAGUAGGUACCUUGCUCAAUCCGUUCUGGAUUUCCGUAUCCUAACUGGGAAUGUUUUGGAAUUCAGAUUGUUAUUAUCUUUCCUUCAAAGAGAAUUUUGUACAACACAGUCCAACAGCAAUGAAGUGAGUGCUGCUGGCUCCGUGCAAUUAUCUAUAACAGCACAAAUCAUGAGGAAGUGAAUAAUGUAUCUGCAUAUAUACAUAUAUAUAUUCUCUGUGUCGUGUUAGUCUCUUGCUGUAUAUCCUCUCGAAUCAGAAGGAUCCUUGGUUUGAACUGUAAACGAACUCAGUUUUCUGAGAAGAGUAGAAUUUGGAAAAAAGAAAAACAGCUUAUGAUGAGAACUUUAUAAGCUCUUUUUUUGUGGAUGA
Molecule: messenger RNA, 2612 nt
Organism: Gossypium raimondii (Peruvian cotton)
Lineage: Eukaryota; Viridiplantae; Streptophyta; Magnoliopsida; Malvales; Malvaceae
Product: B3 domain-containing transcription repressor VAL1
Exons: 15
Coding region: 1097-1891 (264 amino acids)
Molecular function (GO): DNA binding
Source: RefSeq, a predicted model, not a curated record